This is a messenger RNA of Sclerotinia sclerotiorum 1980 UF-70, 2757 nucleotides long. RefSeq lists its product as hypothetical. NCBI's taxonomy places the organism in Eukaryota, Fungi, Ascomycota, Leotiomycetes, Helotiales, Sclerotiniaceae. The transcript is spliced from 7 exons. Bases 1 to 2757 code for a protein of 918 amino acids. The record is from RefSeq and is a predicted model, not a curated record.
AUGAGCGUAGAUAUCCAGAGAAACGGUGCGCGUGGCUCAUCCGCUACUGCUGCUACUGAUCCCUUGUCCGAUACUAGUGAUCUGGGAAAUCUUGCCAAUAGUAGGAUUUCAACAGUUACUAUUGCCUCCGAAUGGCAUUUCAAGCCAGCAGGCGUUAUGGAAGUCGAGAAACGUUUCGCGAAGAAACGAGACCGGAUGCGUGCUGACGGUUAUAUUCAAUGGCACGACCAAGAUCACCAUUUCCUGCUCUUCUCGGAGAGACAUCUUAUACCUCUUUUAGAAGAAUUACGUCAGAUCACGAGAGCGAUUAUUGUACAGGAGGGCGGCGACAGGGAACCUGAUUCAGAGGAUGAUGAUGAAGAUGAUGAAGGUGAUACAUAUAGCGACUUAUCAACAGAGAGCAAAUUGAUCGCGAAAGUGACCCACUACGAACAAUUUCAGCACACACGCCCACCCAACCCGGAUACUGACGAUGACUUUUACCCAGAUACCAUCAAGAACUUCGACUAUCGCUCCGUCUGGACCUACCCUGCAGAAAUAUUGAUGGACAAAAUCUUGAAAGUGGCCGUUGUUCAAGAGCUAGAAGCCAUGACGGAUAGCAAAAUUGACGUAUCACCCAGCCAGUCGACGGUUUAUAUCGGAUCAGAAAGGAAUCGCAGUGUUGAUUUGGUAAUCAUUAAACUCGAAAAUAUUGCGAAGUAUAGUUUGACAUAUACCUCUUUCGAUCACAUCUUCUAUACAGAAGAGGUAGAAUCGUGCAAGUUUAUUAUUAAAGCAUUUCCCGAGAUAAAGAAGAAAUUUCUUGAAACUACUCUUUUGGAACGAGUUCUUUUUCCUAAAUACUUGUCUGAAAGACUCACAGUUCGAGCCUGUCCAUGGAACAUGGCCAAAGUGACGUAUACCCCGUUUAAGAUCGCUAAGCAUACUCCGGCAGUACCCAGUCCAGGAACACAAGUCGCUGCAACAAAACCAUGGGCUGGGUUUGUUUGGAAGCCUCGAGGGACUCCAGCAGAUGAUCCUGUGAAAUAUUUCCCCAGUGGAUAUGCAAAGGAAAUCAAGAGACAAGAAGAUGAAGAGGAGCAGCCGGAAGAUAAAGCUGAUAGCUCCGCGCACGUUGAUAUUGAGGGCUGGGUGGCAAAUGCGACAACCACUGCCGAUCCUUCACAGAGACUAAACGGUGGUGAUUGGGGAGGCACCAUUGAGACGCCUAACAAUUCCUUAGCUCGCCUAGCCAUGGCCUCGGAACCAGACGCGAAUUCAAACGGUAAAACGAAUACUGAAAGGUUGAAGGAUUUCAUUCAACGAGAGACGAGAAUCAAGCCGGGCAUGCCUCUCACUGCUGUAGAAUGUUUAAGCACACUAGCUGAGUCGGAGACGAACCUAUUGGAUGUACAUAGGGGAGUUGCCGCUACAAGUGGGAACAGACAAGAAGGAUUAUCUGGUAGUUCUGGGCCUACUUUGAUGUCUCUCAAUAAUUGGCAAAGACUGCACUCUCCGCAAAGCGUGGGGCUUUCAGAGUCGGAAGCAAAUCGCGAAAAUAGAUUACCACCGCCUCGGCGUCAACAUGAGGAUGAAGUGAAUACUCGAGUUUUUCAUAAGACUAUGAAUCAAAAGGCAUCGCCUAAGAAAGAAGUAUCGAAGCCGAGGAUUGUGGCAAGACCACAGGAGUCUUUCCUGAAAGACGUCGAAGGAAUGUUUAGUGCUUUAAUGACGCAAGUGAGAGGUUUUCGCGGCGAAGUCAAGGUACAUAUCGACUUUGGUAAAAUCUUGCUAGGGAACCUUCCCGUAAAGAUCGUUUCCAAAGAACAGAACAUCAAACCAUAUGAUGAGCCUUUUAUCACUAGGCAAUUGCGCCCACCACCCGAGAUGAAUGUCAGAAUUGGAGAUGGCCCUGAGCUUUUCUUCACCGAUAUAUUAACUACAUUAGAAGCCGACACCACAUAUCUCUCUAAUCUCAAAAACAGAGACGAUGCUCGUCUCUGGUCCGAAAAUUGUUCGGAGUGGAAGGUUACAUAUGAGUUUAUGUGCGAAGAGUUACGCACUGAAAAUUAUUUCACCAUCGAAAUCGAUUCAGAGACCUUCAAUACCCACAUUGUAGUGUUGAGGAAGUUUGGACAAAUCUAUGUACAUGGCACAAUGCGCCACUGGGAUCUCAAACUUACAGUAGAUGGGAUUGAAGACGAGAAAGAAAUUCGCAAUAGCUUGCCUGGCUACCAUAAUCUAGCUACAGAAAUUCAGCGAAACCUUUAUAUUCCUCCUGAAAAUGAGAAACCAAAUCACUAUUUCAAAAUCCCGAAACAGAUUGCGGACGAAUUUGAAAUCUAUCAUCUCAAGAUCCGUAAGACUAGAACGUUCAACAGUUUGGAUGGAAGUUCUAAGUUACAUAUCACGGAGGUUGAUAAAUCCUGUGGACACAAAUUGCCAGUCAAAAAUCAAGAAAUCGUGGUCUACAUUUUCCCUGAAGAGAAAAAAGAACAUAACAUGGAAAGGAACUCGGAAGAAGUUUCUAGUUACUCUGAAGAGAAGAAAGAUCCCGGCAUGGAAACCAAUUGGCAAGAAGUUUCUAUCACAUCUGUUCCGAUGAACAACCUCCUUCAACAAAAUAUGAAGCUCGAGCUUGGUGAAGAAGUACAAUGGACAAUCCAGGAUCUGGCAGAAAAAAACGUUUCCAACAGCUUUAUCAAACCCGCAUGUACCAUGCUUGUGCAGAUGGACGGUGUCGGCUUUUAUAACGAUGGCCAAGAUCUCAAGGCUUAG